GCUGGUGUUGCAGCUCAAGUCUUCGAACAGAUACUCUGAACUCGUUUCUAGGGUUUGUACUUUAAAGAAGAAGAUGAACUUAUCACUCACUUCCUUUACUAAUUGAUUGCGAAAACAACGAAGAUUUCGAUAAUUUCAUUUCUCAUUGCAACAAUGCAAGGAAUUGGAUUUUGAUUUGAUAAUUUGAUUAUUGAAAAUACUGCAGCCAAAAUCUUGAAAGUGAACUUUCAAAUUCUACUUGAAAAUUCUGAACAACAACGAAUCGGAAAUUCCGAUUGAGUAUUUUCGAUGGAAAGGUCUAGAUCUAAGAGAAAUUACUACUAUGACCAAGAUUAUGACUCUGAAACGUUGGCUAGAACACGGCCACGUUAUAACCACCACUACAACACUAAUUCUCACCGUUAUCGCGGCGGCGGAGGUGGUGGUGGUCGGCACCUCAAGACACAGGACUCGUCCUUAACGGUUACGACUAGUUACCGCAUUUUAUGCCAUGACUUGAAGGCCGGUGGCGUGAUUGGGAAGUCCGGCAGUAUUAUUAAGUCCAUUAGGCAGCACACCGGCGCGUGGAUUAACGUGCAUGAGCUGAUCGCCGGAGAUGAAGAGCGUAUCAUCGAGAUUUCCGACACGCGCCGGCGGGACCCGGAGGGAAGGAUGCCGUCGUUCUCGCCUGCGCAGGAGGCGCUAUUGCUGAUCCAUGAGAGGAUUUUAGAGAGCGAGCCGAUGUUUGGGGUGGACGAGGAGGAGUACGGCGGAGGUGGUGGAGGAAGAGGUGGUGGUGGUGGGAACAACCGUGUGUCUAGCAGAUUGGUGGUGUCGAAAAUGCACGUUGGGAGUUUGUUGGGAAAAGGAGGGAAGAUAAUUGAACAAAUGAGGAUUGAAACGAAGACACAAAUUAGGAUUCUACCUAGAGAUCACACUCUACCUCGUUGUGUUUCCUUGUCUGAAGAGAUUGUUCAGGUUACAGGCGAUAUGAAUGCUGUAAAAAAUGCUCUUGUAAUCAUAUCUUCCCGGUUGAGGGAGAGCCAGCACCGAGAUCGUAGUGGUGGUCAUUUCCAUGGGCGUGUACAUUCACCGGAGCGGUUUUUCCCUCCUCCUGAUGAAGAUUAUAUUCCUCAUGUGACUAGUGGUUCUCGUAGAUCAUCUGUGGAGGGGGUUGGUUUUGGAUCACGGGUAGCUACCAGCAAUGCUAGAAACAAUAAUCAUGCCUCCUUAGCUUAUGCAAUGGAUCCAGGGGCUGCUCCUGUUGCUGAUGGACAGCCCUUCUAUGAGGACCUUGUUUUUCGUAUACUUUGUCCAGUUGACAGAGUCGAUCGGAUUGUUGGGGAAUCAGAUGGAAUGAUGGAGCUACUUCAAAAUGAAGUUGGCGUAGAUGUAAAGGUUACUGAUCCUGUUGUCGGCUCCAAUGAACAGAUAGUUAUCAUUACUUCCGAGGAGGGUCCCAAUGAUGUGCUGUUCCCAGCUCAGGAAGCUCUGUUACAUAUACAAUCUCGCAUAGUUGAUCUUGUUCUAGAUAAGGACAACAUAGUUACCACCAGGCUUGUUAUCCCUUCUGGCGACAUUGAAUGCUUAGAUGGAAAAGAUGCAUCACUAUCGGAAAUAGGGAGGUUGACUGGUGCAAGUAUUCAAAUAUUGCCUAGAGAAGAGCUACCUCCCUGCAUUGCAAACUCUGAUGAACUGUUACAGAUUGUGGGAGAGAUAGAAGCAGCCCGGAAUGCUGUUCUUGAUGUGACCUCAAGAUUAAGAAGUUACUUGUAUAGGGAUUUCUUGCAAAGGGAAACAGUACCUCCAUCUGCCCCCUUAUCUGGUGUGGAGGCAUCUUCUUCUAAUAGUAUGGCUCCAGUUACUGAAACUGCCACUAUCAAUCACAAUUUGCAAAGUCUGGCAGUAGCCCUUGCGUCAAAGGAAACUGGAGGUUACACUGAGACAGGAAAACAGAAAGAAAGUGACCGAGGUGAUGAUUUGCAUAGUGGUUUAAAUAGGAUCGCUGUGCCUCUUGUAACAAGGAGUACACUUGAAGUUGUUAUACCAGAGUAUGCAGUUCCAAAGCUUUUAGCAAAAUCCAAAAGCAAGCUUGCACAGAUAAGUGAGUUAUCGGGAGCCAAUGUAACGCUUGUAGAGGACAGACCAGAUGUGACAGAGAAGAUUAUUCAGUUAUCCGGUACUCCAGAGCAGGCAGAGAGAGCACAAAGCUUGCUCCAGGGGUUUAUUUUGAGUACCCAAGAAGAUGGUCCUUAAGUGAUUGAUGUACUGAAAGCCGGUUAGAGUAAAGAAUAGUGCCAUUAAUUUGUUGCCUGGGUAUUUUGUUCCAUGCACUGAUUAGUUUUCCAUACACAUAUCUACAAGAUUUGUGUCACCAAGAAUUGGAAUUUUCAUUUUAAGGGAAGCAUUCUACUGUAAAUGAUGGUACUAAGAGAGCUUCUUUGUUAAUUUUUUAGUAUUUUGCAGCAAGUGAAUGGGAGCAAUUGUUGCCUAUACUGGAUGGUGUUUUCCUGAUCUAUUAAUUUCAGAUCAAGUCAUCAAAAGAUUUUGCAAAAGAUUUUACUGGA
Messenger RNA from Cicer arietinum (chickpea), 2546 nucleotides. Its product is annotated as RNA-binding KH domain-containing protein RCF3. Gene Ontology annotation, molecular function: RNA binding. NCBI's taxonomy places the organism in Eukaryota, Viridiplantae, Streptophyta, Magnoliopsida, Fabales, Fabaceae. The record is from RefSeq and is a predicted model, not a curated record.